This is a messenger RNA of Mustela erminea (ermine), 2040 nucleotides long. Its product is annotated as gasdermin-D-like. Gene Ontology annotation, molecular function: phosphatidylinositol-4-phosphate binding; phosphatidylinositol-4,5-bisphosphate binding; phosphatidylserine binding. Gene Ontology annotation, biological process: pyroptotic inflammatory response; defense response to bacterium. Gene Ontology annotation, cellular component: NLRP3 inflammasome complex. The record is from RefSeq and is a predicted model, not a curated record. Lineage: Eukaryota; Metazoa; Chordata; Mammalia; Carnivora; Mustelidae.
CACUAGACUCAAGUUUCACUUUGGGGUCUGGGCUCCCGCAGCCGUGCACUUCCCCGCACGCUUCCCAGCUCCGGUCUGCAGGGCGGACUUGCUUCCCGUCGUGGGCCCAGAGCCAGGGGUGACCGUCGCGGUGAGCUGCAACCCACGGCCAGAGCCGGCCCCACUGCCUGGAGCCAUGGCAUCUACCUUCGAGGGCGUGGUCAAGAGGGUGAUCCGGGAGCUGGACCACGGCGGCAAGCUGAUGCCCGUGGACAGCCUGCAGAGCUCCGCCGGCUUCCAGCCCUACUGUUUGUUGCGCAGGAAGCUCCCAAUGUCGCGGUUCCAGAAAGUCCGCUACACGGGCAUCAACCUGUCCAUCAGGGACAUUCUGGAGCCUGGCGCCCCAGAACCAGGUACCCCGUCCGCUGGGAGGGGAGGGACGGGGGGCCUGCUGCCCGUUCCGCGCCUCUGGGCUUUCAGCCUUCCAACAACAGAGCCUUUCCAACCCUCUGCGCGGGCGGGCGAUGGACGACAGGGGGACGGGGCCUCAGCUCUGGUCUGGCUCGACGUGAAACAAAGCACGCCCAUCCGCGUCUUCGACUGCACGGACGGGGAGGCGCUGGGCGGCGGGGAGCUGGAAGCCGCGGGACAGGGGAGGCUCGCGGGCAAGGCGUCGGUGUCCGAGUACCUCAGGAUCUCAAUGAAAGUGUGCACACGGAAGGUGGACCCCAACGUCUGGGACGCCAUGAAGCGAGAGAGGCGCCUGCGGCAGCCCGAGCACAAGAUCCUGGGGCAGCUGCGCAGCUGCAAGAGCGACGUGUUCGUGGUGACAGAGGUCCUGCAGACGCAGGAGGAGGUGACCGUCAGCCAGACCCAGAAGCACGAGGGCUCCGGCCAAUUUGCGCUGCUUGGAGCCUUAUCUUUCCAGGGCCAAGGCCAGGGCCGCCGGAGCCGGAAGAAGAAGGUCAGCAUCCCCGCGGGCACCGUCCUGGCCUUCCAAGUGGCCCAGCUGCUCGUUGACCCUGACUGGGAUGUCCUCCUCUACUGGGACAAGAGGGGCAAGAGGCCGAAGACCUUCAGGCCGCCCCACGAAGACCGCCAGCUGGUCUUUGAAAGCCCCACAAUGGAACACAAGAUCUCCAGAAUAUCUGCUCAACAACCCCGGGAACGUGGGUGGGCACCCCUUUCUGCCCCCCGGGAGUCUGCCCUUCCCGACCAGGGUUCUCCGGUCAGUGUUAGUCCUCUUGCCACAGACGGGUUUGCUGAGGUCGGUCCUGCGUUCACGGGAGACUUCCAGGGCCUGCAGGCAGAGGUGGCGGCCCAGGCCCAGGCCCUCCGGGGCCUGUCCCGGGAACUGUGCGGGCAGCUGCUGGCGGGCUUGGCGCAGGUGCUGCGGGAAGAGCGGGCCCUGCAAACUCUGGAGGACGAGCUGGAACAGGGCCUGAGCUGUGCGGUGGUGCCCACCCUGGAAGGUCCAGCGGGCGCCGUCCUGGAGUGCCUGGUGAACAGCUCCGGGGAGCUAGAAGGGCAGCUGGCGCGCCCUGUCCUCUACCUGGCGGAAGCACUGGCCGUGCUGACUGAGACCCAGCAUGCGGUGCUCGGGAAGAUGCUGGAGACCGGAGAGCUGUCUGGGCGGUUGGACCUGGUGGGGAGCGUCUUGGAGCAGAGCAGCCCCUGGCAGCAGUGUAGGGACCUGUCCCUGCCGCCAGAGCUCCUGGGGAGCGGCUGGGGCCCGGAGACGCCUGCCUGGGUCCUGCUGGAGGAAUGCGGGCUGGAGGUGCAGGCGGACGCCCCCCAGGUGCGCUGGGAGCCAGAGGCCCAGGACCUCACCUGCGCUCUCUUUGCCUGCCUGGCCCUGCUGCUGGGGCUGAGCCCGGAGAGCUGCUGGGGCUGAGCCGCUCUCCGGCUCCCCUGGGCAGCUGCAGGGGCACGGGGGUGGGACACAGCUCGAGCCCAUCCCACCACCCCACCCCGCCAGGGGCCGAGAGCCCCAGCCAGCCCGUGGCCAGUUCGUCCCAGGGCCGUGCGUUGGGAGAGUCAAUAAAUGUGGUGUACGACGGA